This is a messenger RNA of Magallana angulata, 729 nucleotides long. RefSeq lists its product as uncharacterized. Bases 116 to 451 code for a protein of 111 amino acids. The transcript is spliced from 3 exons. NCBI's taxonomy places the organism in Eukaryota, Metazoa, Mollusca, Bivalvia, Ostreida, Ostreidae. The record is from RefSeq and is a predicted model, not a curated record.
UAUAUGGGUAGCCAAUGAACGUCACGCACGGACAGGGCAUAUAAAAGUAACAGUCUAGCUACAUGACGACCAGACGUGAACUGGAUAAGAGAUAAAAAGGUUUUUGUACCUUAGAAUGAAGCACACUGGAGUUCUCGUUGUGUUGUUGGUGGCUUUGAUGCUUGUCCAUGAAGGACUGUGUUCGUCAAGUGCUGCUCCUUCGGGAGGGGGUAGUGUAGGUGGUGGGACAGGAGGCGGACCUAGUGGAACAGGAACCGGAACUGGUGGGACAGGAGGCGGAUCUAGUGGAACAGGAACCGGAACUGGUGGGACGGGAAGCGGCAGUGGUACUGGACACGGUAGUGGUAGUGGACACGGUGGUAGUGGAGGGGGUGGGGCGUCUGGAAUUACCGGAAGUGUGUUACUGACUGCGCUUUCAUUUUGCUUUUUAUACUUCAUGAAAUUAAAGUAGAAAACAUUUGACAGUUUUGGUUUAACCAUUAUUAACAAUGGACACCACAGAACUGACAAUUAUGAUUGCUUGUUAACAUAUGACAUCAUUUAAUGAAAUCUAGAUAUUGCUUAUCAUAAUACAAAAGGAAAUAUCCUGUGCCGCAGAAGAAGAAAUGACUCCAUUGGUUUAUUGUUUUGUACGAGUAUCUCUUCUGCAUUUAGUUAGGAUAUUGUAUCAGGAGCGUGGGACGUAAUUUGUAACGUUGCAAAUCUGAAAUAAAGGACAAGUGAUUUUGA